Messenger RNA from Arabidopsis arenosa, 2235 nucleotides. NCBI's taxonomy places the organism in Eukaryota, Viridiplantae, Streptophyta, Magnoliopsida, Brassicales, Brassicaceae. The record is from the annotation of a GenBank genome assembly.
CAUUGAUUCAGAUUUAUAGUUGAAUUGUGAGGAACGGCCAUGGACGUAGGAGAGAGCAAUGAGAGGGGAAAAGACGAUUCUGCCCUUUUAGCUUCACCGAGGAGUCCUCUCAGCUCUAUAGAUCUUGCAAUUGAUGGAGCUAUGAAUGCUUCUAUUGAGCAGUUGUAUCAUAACGUUUGUGAAAUGGAGAGUUCUGAUGAUCAGUCUCCGUCGAGGGCGAGUUUUAUUUCGUAUGGAGCUGAAUCUAGGAUUGAUUUGGAGUUGAGGCAUUUGGUUGGAGAUGUGGGAGUAGAAGGAGAGAGGAAGAAAGAGAUUAUCUUGGAGAAGAAGGAAGAGAGUAAUGGAGGAGGUAGCUUGAGUCAGAAGAAACCUGUUGAAUCUCUUUCGAAUGGUAAGAAGGUUGCGAAAAUGAAGAUUCUUGGUUCGAGGAUCUCUUCGAGGAAAUCGCCGGAUUUAGGGAAGGUUUCUGUGGAUGAGGAGAGUCCUGAGCUUGGGGUGUUGUUGUUGAAGCAAGCCAGAGAGUUGGUUUCUUCUGGUGAGAAUCUGAAUAAGGCUCUUGAUUUGGCGUUGAGAGCGGUGAAAGUGUUUGAGAAAUGCGGGGAAGGAGAGAAACAAUUUGGGUUGAAUUUGGUGAUGUCUUUGCAUAUCUUGGCAGCGAUAUAUGCGGGGUUAGGGAGAUACAAUGACGCGGUGCCUGUUCUUGAGCGUUCUAUUGAGAUACCGAUGAUUGAAGAUGGGGAAGAUCACGCGUUGGCGAAAUUUGCAGGGUGUAUGCAGCUUGGUGACAUGUAUGGUUUGAUGGGUCAGGUGGAAAAUUCGAUUUUGCUAUACACCGCGGGUUUGGAGAUCCAAAGACAAGUUCUUGGAGAAUCGGAUGCACGAGUUGGAGAGACUUGUAGGUACUUAGCUGAAGCUCAUGUUCAAGCGAUGCAGUUUGAAGAAGCCUCAAGGCUUUGUCAAAUGGCGUUGGACAUUCACAAAGAAAACGGGGCUGCCACUACGGCUUCGAUUGAAGAAGCUGCGGAUAGAAAACUGAUGGGGCUUAUCUGCGAUGCUAAGGGAGAUUACGAGGUUGCGCUUGAGCAUUAUGUUUUGGCGAGCAUGGCAAUGUCAUCUCAGAACCACAGGGAAGAUGUUGCCUCUGUAGAUUGCAGUAUUGGUGAUGCUUACAUGUCUCUAGCUCGGUUUGAUGAAGCGAUAUUCGCAUACCAGAAGGCUUUGGCUGUGUUUAAGCAAGCAAAAGGUGAGACUCAUUCCUCUGUUGCUUCGGUUUAUGUCAGGCUUGCUGACUUGUACAACAAAAUUGGGAAAAUACGCGAUUCCAAAUCGUACUGCGAAAACGCUCUUAAGAUUUACCUAAAACCGACUCCGGGAACUCCUAUAGAAGAAGUUGCGACAGGUUUUAUAGAGAUUUCUGCAAUAUAUCAGUCGAUGAACGAACUUGAUCAAUCUCUUAAGUUGUUGAGACGGGCGUUGAAGAUAUAUGCAAACGCUCCAGGUCAACAGAACACGAUUGCAGGUAUUGAAGCUCAAAUGGGUGUGAUUUCUUACAUGAUGGGUAAUUACCCCGAGUCCUACAACAUAUUCAAGAGCGCGAUAUCAAAGUUCCGCAACAGCGGAGAGAAAAAAACCGCUCUUUUCGGGAUUGCUUUGAAUCAGAUGGGACUAGCUUGCGUUCAGCGUUACGCAAUCAACGAAGCUGCAGAUUUGUUUGAAGAAGCGAAAACUAUCCUCGAGAAAGAGUAUGGACCGUACCAUCCCGAUACAUUAGCAGUAUACAGUAACCUCGCCGGAACAUACGACGCAAUGGGAAGGUUAGAUGAUGCUAUAGAGAUAUUGGAGUAUGUUGUUGGGACAAGAGAAGAGAAGCUCGGGACGGCGAAUCCCGAGGUUGAGGACGAGAAGCAGAGGCUAGCUGCGUUGUUAAAAGAAGCUGGAAGAGGAAGGAGUAAAAGAAACAGAGCACUUCUUACUCUUUUGGACAAAAACCCUGAAAUUGCAAAUGGACAGAGACAGGUUUAUUGAUGAACCGGAUUAUGGUCCGGUCUAAAAUGUAUAUAUAUACGGUAUACGAAUUCAACUACGGUACUUACAUGGUCGAGAGAGAAGGAAAAAAAAUGAAGAGGCUUUAUGUUUUCUGAUUUUAAAAAAUAUUGAAAAACAUUCUUGUUGCAUUUGUUUUGUAUCUCUUGGCAAUUUUAAUUUUUCUUUAUAAAAUAAAGUGUAAAGAGUAAA